This is a messenger RNA of Ciona intestinalis (vase tunicate), 3581 nucleotides long. The record is from RefSeq and is a predicted model, not a curated record. Lineage: Eukaryota; Metazoa; Chordata; Ascidiacea; Phlebobranchia; Cionidae.
AAAAAACAAAAUUUGUGAUGAUGGUAGUUUAUGUUCGUGUAUGUAUAUAUGGUGAAAUGUGGGUGUUGGGUUAUAUGGGUAUUAAGGGUCAUAAAGUUUUGGGGUUUUUGAAACACCCAUGUUAUUUGUGGACUGUUGUUUUAUAAGAAGCAAAAUUUCGAAUAAAAUUAUCUCCGCCCCGCUUGCGAUGUGUAUCGUGUACGUGUGGAUAAAUAAUGUAAUAGGGGAAGUGAAUGAAUGAAAAUGUAUGCAAAAAUACUAACCAAAAACUACAUGCGAGGCUGGUUAGUAAUGAAUAAUGUAAUAGGCGAUUUGCUCCCGAGAUCUUAACGCCAAUUGCCCGUUUUAAAGUUUGCUGACGAAUUAUUAUUUAUUUUGCGUUUAAGGCGGUUUUAUGUUACAUUUCAUACUUCGGAAAAAUUCGGAAUUUUUCGGAGAAAUUUUGGGAGUUGAAUUUUCGGUUCGGGUGUUUUCGUAAAGUUUCGUUAAAUUUCGGAAGUAUUUCGAAAAUGAUUUUAAAUCCAAUACACUGAAGGUUUUUGAAAGCAAACCAUCGUUUUCAAUUUACAUAAUGCAAUCUCGUCGCCGUGCCAACUGCGUCACAAUCGCCGCCAUUUUGCAUCCAUUGUUUUCGACGCGAACGACAAUGGCAGCUUUGACGAUUGGAAUCGCGGCCGCGAAAGGAAACUUAGGGUGUGUUUCGUAACAUAAGGUGUUAUGAUGUAAUUCUAUUCUAUAAGGGUGAAGUACUUAUCGAGGUUUAGGGGUUUAGACCAUUUUGCCCAUUACCCGAUCAAGUCGAUCAAGUCGUGCCAAAAAUAGUAGAUAUUUUGUUACUUCUGCUACCAGGCCUAACAAUGCAAUAUAAACUUUCUAUAAAAAAUGUUAAUCCUAUUGCUCGAAUGUCGGACGAAACAUCCGAUUAAAAUGUCUACAACACGUUAUGCCUGGUAGCAGAAGUAACAACGUUAUAGUUACAACAUUAUUACGUCACAUUAAUACGUCAUACUAUCGCAGGAACGUAGACAAUGCAGACCGGAAGUGAGUUUCAUCAAAAUUCAGCCGGAAGUAUACGUCACCAACCGGAUAUUGCGUACCACCAAGACAGAAAGCAUUUAUCGACGCAACAAUGGGAUGACAAUGGUUAUGACGUAGGCGAUGAUUUUGAUGAUGACGACGACGAUGACGGCAUAGUGGUCGAUUGUGAUGACGACAGAGACUCGCUGAUGGAUUUAGAUUUUUCAACAUCCUUGCUUUCCGGUCACAGUGGGGAUUUCCAGGAUCGAAAACACGACUUUCCUACGUCAUCGCUGCAAGAACUAUUCUCUAUGACGCAAUCGGUGACGUCAUCAAGUUGUGACGUCACCAACCUCGUGACCAGCUCCAUCCAAUCACAUCCCGACCUCAACGACUCGGGGAUCGUUACCACAGUAGGGGAAUCCCCGCAGAACCCCUUUUUACCCCAAACCUCUUCGAAACAAACGGACAGCGCUGGGUCGCUGUUCGCGCUUCUAUCGUCCGAUCAACGAAUACAAGCCAAGAUACCAAAAUGCACCGGAUGCGACCACCAUAUAUUCGACCGGUAUAUUCUCAAAGUACAGGACAAACCUUGGCAUUCACAAUGUUUAAAAUGCAACGACUGUGGGCGACAACUGACCGAUAAAUGUUUUUCUCGCGGUAGUUACGUUUACUGCAAGGAAGAUUUCUUCAAGAGGUUCGGCACCAAAUGCUCCGGUUGCGAACUCGCCAUUCCCCCCACACAAGUGGUUAGGAGGGCACAGGACAACGUGUACCAUCUAGAAUGCUUCAGAUGUUUCAUGUGUAGUGAGCAAUUGGGCACCGGGGACCAAUUCUAUUUGCUGGAUGAUAGUCGGCUUGUGUGUAAGAAAGAUUACGAACAUGCAAAGUCAAGAGAUCUUGACAUGGACAACGGUAUAAAGCGACCCCGCACCACUAUCACAGCUAAGCAACUGGAAACACUGAAGAUCGCUUACAAUCAAAGCCCGAAACCUGCUCGCCACGUGAGGGAGCAGCUGAGCUCGGACACCGGGUUAGACAUGAGAGUAGUUCAGGUAUGGUUUCAAAACAGAAGGGCGAAAGAAAAACGUUUAAAGAAAGACACAGGCCGACAACGUUGGGGAGAGCUAUUCCGAUCAGGGGCGCCGUCUAGUGGCCCUCAUUGUCGACCAAACCCAGACUCCCCGCCCAGCGGUGGUAAGCGUCGUGUUGGUGGCCAUAGCAACCGUAAGCGGCCCUCUAGCUCUCCUGGUGGCACACGUAUAGCUAUCCCGAUACCAUCGUCGAUUCAAAGCCCUGGUAGGGCGCCCACUAACGGACAAAUUGAAUCCAACUUUAUUGCUCCCGAGCACAAUGCGCCACCUCACGACGGUAUCAUGAUGGGUGAAUCCCCUUGCUUUGCACCUGGGGAAGUCCCGUACCCGCAACAAUCUUCCAACCAUGCUUAUCUAUCCCCUGGUAGUAUUCCCGACAUGGGGGGUUUCCCCAACCUGACACGAAACUACGAUUACGUAGACGGCCCCCAAAUAUUGGGACCAGGAAUGGCGCCUAUCAUGAAACCCCCCACCAACAACGCGAUACCGAAUUAUUACGUCACAAGCCCACAAAUGCAUCACAAUCAACACCAGAAAAACGAUUGUGACGUCAUAUCCGAAAGUAGCGGUCACUCGAACCUGAGCGAUCUAUCUUCAAGUCCAAGGUCAUGGCUGGGUGAACUUGACCACGUGACACAUUUCCAAUAACUCGUUCCCCUAGAAAAGUUUUCACUGUGAUUUCUAUGCCGCCCGUACAAUUAUUAGGGUUGGGUUAAUUAUUAUUGAAGGUAUCCGCUAUUGAGAAAAUAUCCAGAGUUUUUGACCCCAACUUCCCUUCUCCAACCUUCAACCCCCAAUUUCUGACCUGUUACCCGUUACCUAUUACCCCUAACUCCUAUUCCUAACCCCAAUUGCAAAGUUUCGCAAUUCCGAUGAUUGAGACCAAAUAUUCGCGGUAAUUUGACCCCGAAAUAUCUGGCAAAGUAACUUUCUUCUAUGCACGCAUGACUUUAUUGCAAAACGGAUUUUCUUAAAGCGGGUGCGUUCUAUGAUAUAUAUCUCGCUAAAUUCUCGUCGUAUUUGGGACUUUUACACCCCCAUUAAAGUUACAAUGGGUAUUUAUACAGAUAUCUACAAACUAUUACGCAUCCAUCCCCGCUGUUAACCAAUCAAAUCGCUCUGUUAUACGCUUCGGUGACAACGUAUUUCUGUAAGACGCAUUAUACGCCAAUCAAGUCGCUUUAACCCCUAACUAACCGAAGCGAAACAUAGCGGUUUGAUUGGUUGUAAAAGGGAUGGUUGUGUAGUAGUCUGUAUUUGAAAAACCCUUUUAGUGAAGGUAUAUAUGCCCACUAUAUAUGACGCGUUUAUCGUCGCCACAUACCCGUAUAACUACAGGGGGUUGUGUUAUAGUUCCCUUCAUUCCAUCUCGCUUCAAUCCGCCGCUAAAACGCACCCUGUGCCAAAUUAAUGCGGAACUGUGUUUCACCAUGUUGCAAUAUUAGUUGUGUGAGUACGCGAAUAAAUAUU